AACUCCACUAACCUUUAACCCUUUGACCGCCAGAGAUCACCAUCAACAUGCUGAAACAGAUGAACAGCCUGGGUAUCUUCAAGAACGACGAUAUCUGGUUCCCCACCUACUAUACUUACAUGACUCUGUGGAACUACAGUGACGCCAGUGAGAAACUUGCCAGGAGGCGGAGUACACGUUCCAGCUCCGCAAGGACUACAUCCCUCUCAUGAUGCAGAAGCGCUACAGGCCAGACGGAUGGCUCGGCGCGAUUCUUGGCGCCAAACUUUUCUUUGACUUCAGCGGGAAAUAUCCGUACGAGAAGCCACUUCAGGGUCUUUUGAAGGAGUUGCGAGGCAGGGGGAAAUCAGCCCACCCAGGGGGAGUCAACUCUGUCGGUUCUCAAAUGCUUUUUCACAAAUCGACGGACAACUAAUAUGGCAGCUAAAGAAAAUGAGAGAAACGGCCCCUGAGUACUUCCACAACAGCCUGGAGCGACAGUUCGGCAUGACCUUGAUCGAUAUCCUGCGGUUUAACGCGGCCCUGGACAGCCUUCACUGAGCCCGACCCUAACCCUAACCUCUGCCUAGCACCACCGAAUUGUUACGCUCCGAACUAGUUAUUGCUUUCCCAGAUAUAAUAAAAUUUCAGCUCCAAAACACAAACCAAAACACAUCAAAUAAAUACAAUACAGUGCAAUACAAUACAAUACAAUGCAAUACAAUACAAUACAGCGCAAUAUGAU
Aplysia californica (California sea hare) is the source of this 724-nucleotide messenger RNA. RefSeq lists its product as uncharacterized. Gene Ontology annotation, biological process: signal transduction. NCBI's taxonomy places the organism in Eukaryota, Metazoa, Mollusca, Gastropoda, Aplysiida, Aplysiidae. The record is from RefSeq and is a predicted model, not a curated record.